UUUUCUUUUCCCCCCACCCCCUACAUCUUCUGUCCUCUCUCCAUCUAUUUUGUCCGGAUCGAUCAUAAUUUAAUUUCCUUGCAAGGGUGCUUUGGUAUUUCUAUUCUCUCAUGGUUUCAGGUGCCUGUGCCUGUGCCUCCCAAUAAACUAGAAAGACGAGAAGGCAAGGGAACUCUACUCUCUCUCUCACAAGCUUCUCUUUGUGUGUGCGUGGAGCUUAGAGUAGAGAGUAGAAAAGCCUAAACGUUUCGGUAGAUAUUGAAGAGCAAGAUGGCGCAUAACAGGUGUUCUGGUUCUCUAACAUCCCCAAGAGUCGACGUUCUCGUCGAUACGGGAAAUACCUUCCUUGAUCACACCGUCGAUGGCUUCCUCAAGAUCGGAGCUGUGGCGGCCACGAGAGCAGCAGCGGAGGAGACCUUUCAAUGCUUGGGAAGAGGGGAAUUUCCAAAACAUAAACUUGAGGACACGUUGAAGAGGAUGUUCCGGGAGGGCGCAUGCUGGGGAACUGUGGCUGGUGUAUAUGUAGGAAUGGAGCGCGGAAUUGAAAGGAUCCGUGGCACCAGAGACUGGAAGAGUGCAAUGCUUAGCGGUGCAUUAAGUGGAGCACUGAUUUCGGCAGCCACCAACAAUGGCAGAGACAAGGUUGUGAUGCAUACGAUUACAGGAGGUGCCAUUGCCACUGCUGCAGAAUUCCUCAAUUGUCUCACCUGAAUAAGAGAACCCAGAAAGCUUUUAAUUUCUUUCAGAAAGAAUCAUCUACUAGUUCUUCCUCUGGUCUUUUUGUUUUGUACGUGGACAACCGGUAGUUAAUGUAAUUUCCAAAUGAUUUUGAGUUUACUGCUAGCCUAUGCCUAUGAAAAAGGAAUGUUGAUAAGACCUCUCUAGAAGGAUAAAAAUAGAAAUAUUAAAUGUUAGGUAAUUGUUGUUA
This is a messenger RNA of Nelumbo nucifera (sacred lotus), 928 nucleotides long. Its product is annotated as outer envelope pore protein 16, chloroplastic-like. The record is from RefSeq and is a predicted model, not a curated record. Gene Ontology annotation, molecular function: amino acid transmembrane transporter activity. Lineage: Eukaryota; Viridiplantae; Streptophyta; Magnoliopsida; Proteales; Nelumbonaceae. Gene Ontology annotation, biological process: protein import into chloroplast stroma. Gene Ontology annotation, cellular component: chloroplast outer membrane.